AAGAGAAAGGAGAGAGAGAGAGUCGGAGAAGGGAUUGUGAAAGAGCAGAUAGAGAGAGAGAGAGAAGAUAAGCGAAAGGUGAGAUCUUUCCAGUGUGUAAUAGAGAGAGGGGGGGGGGGGGAGGAGCUCCGGUAUUCUGCAAUUUCCGAUCAAUUUCCGGCGAGUUAUGGUGGGGUUCCGGUGAUGAGAGAUAGAAUCAAUCUCCUGUGUGUGGCUUAUCUGAUAAGAGAGUACCAGACAAAGUAUGGAUAGGAGCAGAGAAGCUCGGAGGACUACUACUAUGGCGGCUUCUAAUGGGUUGUCCAGGAGGAGGCACCGGACUGGCCUCAGAGACUCACCAGAGGAAGAUGGCCCCGUCGAGCUGCCGGAGACGGCGAGGUUGAGAGAUCGAGGUGGGAGCGGCAAGAAGGAGAGGGACAGGGAUCGGGAUCGGGACAGGGAGCGGGACCGGGACAGGGAUCGGCUUAGCCGGAGCAAGCGGCGAAGAGCUGAUAGACUGAUGCACGGCAGCAACAGGGAGGACGGCGGUGACGACAGCUCCGAGGAGAGCGUCAACGACGAGGAGGACGACGACGACGACGGCGGAGCUGGCGGCAGCGGCCACAUGAGGGUCUUGCCGCCUCCCCCCACUGGCCCGCCUCCGUCGCUGUCUUCAUCCUUGUCGAACCAGAACAGUCGCCGGAGCUUCCCGCCGCCGGCCACCGCGGCGGCGGCUAAGGUGUUCAGGCCGGUAGCUCCGUGGAAGCCUGCAGACGAGAUGAUUGGUGUGUCAGUCCCGCGGAAGGCUCGGUCAGCUUCGACAAAGAGGUCUCACGAGUGGCUCUCAAGCAGUGGCCAUGUCGCUGUGGGGAGUGCCGGGGAGCAGAUACUCCGGCAGGCUUCGACGUCGCCGGUAAGGUCAAGCUUGGCGGCCAUGGCGGCGUCUCCGGUGCGGCCGGUCUCACCUUCUUCUUCUAACGCUUCAGCCCGGAAGAAGAUGAAGGCAAAUGGGCUGAAGCCGAGACCGCCGAAAUCAUCCUCGAAGUCCUCAUCUUCAGAUCAGGACGAAAUCGAGAUAGAGAUAGCGGAGGUGCUCUAUGGGAUGAUGAGGCAGCCUCAGGUCCCUCCAUCAAAGCACGAAGCUGCGGGGACUGACUCGAUGAGGUUCGAGCUCAGGGAGGAGAGCAGAUUCAGCGGAGACCCGAAAUCCCGAAUUUCAUCUCCCAUCUCUAACUCCCCUUCUGCUGCUCUUCCUCAGUCCUCUUCAGUUUUGCCUCAAAAUUCCAGCUCCUCUGCCACUCCCAUGACUGCUAUUGCACCGAAGAGGAAGAAGCCGCGGCCCGUGAAGUACGAUGACGAGAACCAGCCAAUCCUCCCAGUCCGGGGUAGCCCCAUUCCAGCCCCGUCCAAGGCCGACACCGAUCAAGCGGCAAAGGUGGGGUCAACCUCACCAAAUCUAGACCGAGCGAGGGGAUCUGCUACGGCUGAGAAUGGCGGGACUCCGUACGAUUUAGCUACGGCCAAGCCGGUUGCAGAGCCGGAGCCAGUGAAGCCAGAGACCGCUGCGGUGGGGCCCGAUUCGAAGCCUUUGCCGGUAGGAGAAUCGGAGAUCAGGGAGGCAGGUGCGGCCAAGGAAGAACCUCAAUCUUCUCCCAAGAAGGAAUCUUGUGGUCUCCGAUUGCAUGAUGAUCGUAUGGAUAGCAUGACAGCGACCAAAGCGAAUGAGAUUGAGAGCCAACGAGAAGAGAAAUUCCAGAUAGAUCUGAUGGCUCCUCCACCGUCAAGAUCCUCUCAGGAAAGGGACGUUGAUAUCGAUUUCGCAGCUCAAGAUCCUAAGCCUUCGAUAUCGGACAUGAAGACUGAAGUGACCCUGAUCAAGGAUGAUGAGAAGUCAAUGAAGGAGAAAGCCAAUGCAAGUUCUGGGGAGGUGAAAGCUGAAUCCCACAAGCAAGCUCUUCACAAGGAGAAGAACAUCGAUCUGCAGCUCGAUUUGGAAAAGCCCACCGAAAAUGGCAACGCCACUGGGACCACUUCUAAUAAGCUCAAUCAGCCCAUGCAUAAGCAACAGCAGCAGCAGCAUUCUCACUCCGAGAAGACUGCUCAACCCACCAAUUCCUUGACUUUCCCGAUGUCUGUUGCUGGAUGGCCGGGCGGGCUUCCUCCCAUGGGGUAUAUGACACCUUUUCAAGGAGUUGUGUCCAUGGAUGGAAGUGCCGUGGCUCCUGCAGCUAUCCAGCCUCCUCAGUGGCUUUUCAAUCAGCCACCGCCCAAAAAGUGUGCGACCCAUUUCUACAUUGCGCGAAACAUUCAAUAUCACCAGCAGUUGACUAGGAUGAACCCCUUCUGGCCUGCAGCAGCAGGAUCGGCCUCUCUAUAUGGGGCCAAGCCCAAUGUUGUUCCAUCUGCCGAACUGCCCGGAAGAGCUGUGACUGCAAUGUCUGAGAAGGCUCAAAAUCUCGGCGUCUUCCCGGGGAAGGACAGCAAGCCCUCUCCCCCUGCAAACAGCGUUGAGCCUUCCCAGAGGAAGCAGCAGAUCCUGCUUCAGCAGACUCUGCCUCCUGGAGCACCACCCAGUAAUAUCCUGGGACCAGCAUUUAUUUUCCCUCUGAGCCAGCAACAUGCUGCAGUUGCGGCUGCUUCGGUCCGGCAAGGGCAGGGGAAAGCCCAGAACCCUGGCAGUAGCACUGCCUCAUCCGGUGCUUCCACCUCCACCUCGGCCACCGCGGCAGCAGCUACUGCUAUGAGUUUCAACUACCCCAACAUGCCUGGCGGUGAGACCCAGUACCUGGCCAUCUUGCAGAACAAUGCCUACCCAUUCCCAGUUCCCGCCCACGUUGGUACUGCUCCAACUUACCGUGGCUCUCAUGCCCAGGCAAUGCCUUUCUUCAGUGGAUCAUUCUACUCGUCUCAGAUGCUCCACCCAUCGCAGCUCCAACAGCAGGCCCCUGCUCCCCCUUCACAGAUGGCCCAGUCUGGUCAUCAGAACAGUUCCAUUUCAAGUGGACCCGCAUCGUCCCAGAAGCACUUGCAGAGCCAACAGCAGCAGAGACCGCUACAUGCGAGUGUUGGCAACGGUAGCUUGCAGGGCUUUCCUGCCACAUCUAAAGGCCUGCCUUCUCAGCAACAGAGUCAGAACAGCUCUUCUCAUCAUUCUCGGCCACUUGAUCAUGAGGUCGGUGCUGAAGAUAGCCCUUUGUCAGCUGAUACCCGCCGAUCCAAUGUGAAUAACUAUGGCCAGAACUUCACCCUGCCCCUUCAUCCACCGAACUUCGCUCUGAUAUCUGCUGCACAGAUGGCUGCAGCAGCACAGCAGCAGCAGCAACAGCAUCAGCAACAGCAGCAGCAGCAAUUCAUGGGAGCCAAGGCUGCAGGAUUUGAUUCUCUCCCUUCUCAGGCCUUUGCCAUGUCUUUUGGCUCAUUAAAUAAUUUGUCCACUGCUCCAAACAUAGACAUCUCGUCCAUUGCGUCGAACCACGCCAUCCUCCAGAGCCUCCCUGAGGCCACAAGACAUAGCUACCAGGUAUAUGCAGCAGCUGCUGCCACACAAAAUGCACUGCAGAAGAAAAAUUACCGCCCCUCCGAUGAGGGUAAAAAUGGAGGCAAUGAUGCUGCUUCUGAAGAAGAAAGAAAGACGAAAGGCUCAACCAACAUGGGGCAGUCCAUUGCCUUCUCUAGGCAAGAUCCGAUGGCAGAGGCUUCUGUCUCAUUACCUGGCAGCAACGUGGUGGACAGCUCUGCCCAAACAUUGAACCUCGGGUCUGCUCCAGUCCGCUCUUCCGGCUCUGUUAUGCCUUCAGUGGUAAACACCCUAAAUUCCCCGGCUUCUCAGCAGCGGAACCAGCAGCAGCAGAUCAUGCAGAUGCAAAAGCAACGCCAGUUUGCUGCUGGAGCAGCAGCGGCUGCUCGGAGUAAGGCCCCAACGACGAGUAGUGUGAGUGUCUGCACCGAUCAGCAGCUCCCACCUUUCUCUUCGGCUGCAGCACAUACUGCAGCAGCUGGAAAAUCUCCUAGUGCUUUGUCCCCGUUCCCACAAAACCUUGUCCAGAGCACUACUAGUCCAAACCAGUCCCCUCAGUGGAAGAACUCUCCUCGAGCAACACCAGGAGCUUCCCAAGUCCCGUCUGCCUUGAACUCUUCAUCGGCUCUGAAGAACCAUCACCAGCCACAGCAAGGGCGGACGCUCCAAGGCCAAACACAGAUCUCUUUUGCUGCUGCCAACUCGAAAGGCCCCAAUUCUCCACAAGUUGUAGGGCAGCAGCUUCCAAGCUCUAACCUGUCUCCCUCUCCUCCAUUAAUGGUUGGGUCUCCCACAACCUCGUCCAUGUCCAAGAGCACUGGUGGAAGCCCAAGAACUGCUGCUGCUGCCUCCACGGGCAACAAGACCAACCAAGGAUCAACUCUAUCAUCACAGCAGGUCAAGAGCAGCUCCCCUUCAGUGGCAGGUCAUAAGUCCCCUGCCGGUGCUGCAGCUGUCUCAUCCAUCUUGGGGAACUCUCACAUUAUGACCUCAUCAGGUGGCCAAACGAAACACCAGCUCCCUCAGCAGCUUCCGAAGCAGCAGCAGACCCAGCUGUUCUUUGCCCACCCCUAUGUCCAGGUCCAGCAGCCUCAUUCGACGUCUUCCUCAGCUGGUUCCGCUGCCACUGGGUACUACCAUGGGAGGAGAAGCAGUGAUGCGAAAUCAUCGCAGCAGCAGCCUCCUCAGGGCUCAACGGCCACUCCUUCCUCCUCAUCUGGGAUGUUAUCACUCUGUUCUCCUGUCUCACUUGCUAAUUCAAGUACAUGCGAUCCCGUGAAAGCAGUUGCUGCAAGCAAUCUGAAGGGUGGGGGGUUGCCCUCGCAGGGAAUUCUCCAUUCUGCCCAGUUUUCUGCUGUGGCCCAGUCCUCUGCGGGUCCUCAUCAGAUCGUACCUGCUGGGUUCCCUUACGUUCACGCGGUUCAGGUGAAAGCAGCCGAGCAGAAACAACCUGCUGCUGCUCGAGAAGAAUCAAGACGGACGGACACGUAAUCGGAAGAAGAAGAGAGAGACAAUGAAGCAGGCGGACCCAACUGAUCGGCUCCGCCAUGGCACACCCUGCAAUUUUGGAGGGAAUCGGAUGAACAGAGGCGGGGGUGGGGGAUGAAUGGGUGGCGAUUCUUAACCCAGGGGGGGGUCGGGGCUCCUGCAAAUGUGUAAAAUCUAUUUGGGUGUACCCUUUCCUUUUUUGUUCUGUCUAUAAGAUCUGACAGAGUUAGUUGAUACAUUUGGGAAAUCUGAUGGAAAUAUGUUGAUUGGUUUUUGAGUGGUGGGGGGUAGGAAGCAGUAGAGAACAAUCAAAUCUCUGUCAAAUGUUUUUGUUUUUGUAGGAGGAAGGGAAGGACAGAUGAAAAGGGGGGGGGGGGGGGGGGGGGGGGUUGGGAAAUCCAAAUCUUUUGUGUGUUGAAAGAGUGGGAGAGGAGGAAGAAAGAGCAAGAAAUGAAGAAGAAGAAGAAGAGCAGCCAUUCUACCCCCCUUCCACUUCUGGUUCAGUUCUUUAUUGGCAUUUGCCCUGCUCUCUCUCUCUCUCUCUCUCUCUCUCUCUCUCUCUCUCUCUCUCUGGUUUGAGAAAAGCUAAAAGAGGAAAGGGAGAAAAAUCUGAAGGGGGAGGAGAGAGAGAGAGAGCAGGCAAAAAAAAAAAAAGUGUCCUCUUUGACUACAUAAAUUUAUGUCAUUUUGACAUGGAUAUUGCUGUGGUGGGUGUACAAUUAAUGUAUAUGCCUUGUCACAUGGAAACAUGAUCCUCCCCCCCCCCCCCCCCCUUCACAUUCUUUUCCAUUACUCUCCAUUGCCCCAUCUGCUAAGAGGUGUUUAUUUUUUGACCACUGAAUAGGUUUCAUUUUUGGACGGUUUAAGUCGGUAACUGUUAAAUGAUGUCGGGAUCGGGUUCUGUUCCGGGAUAAGAUGUUUCUUUGAAUUGUAUUGUAUUGUAUUGUAUUGUAUGGAUGUAAUGUUACUACUGAGAGGAUAGGCAGAUGGGAUAAGUCGAGGUGGAUGAAUGGGAAGCCUACGGAUCCAUUAAA
Molecule: messenger RNA, 6018 nt
Organism: Punica granatum (pomegranate)
Lineage: Eukaryota; Viridiplantae; Streptophyta; Magnoliopsida; Myrtales; Lythraceae
Source: RefSeq, a predicted model, not a curated record